AUGGCCCCCGAGGUGGUGAACCGGCGAGGACACACACACAGCGCCGACUGGUGGUCGUACGGCGUGCUCAUGUUCGAGAUGCUGACAGGAACGCUGCCGUUUCAAGGAAAAGACCGGAAAGAGACGAUGACCAUGAUCCUCAAAGCCAAGUUAGGAAUGCCUCAGUUUUUGAGUUCAGAAGCUCAGAGUCUCCUCAGGAACCUUUUCAAACGCAACCCUGGAAACAGAUUAGGAGCUGGACCAGACAGCGUUGAAGAGAUAAAGAGACAUCACUUCUUCAGCACCAUCGACUGGAACAAACUCUUCCGCAGAGAGAUCCCUCCGCCCUUCAAACCUGCUGCAGGUCGACCUGACGACACUUUCUAUUUCGAUCCAGAGUUCACAGCUAAAACACCCCGAGACUCUCCGGGGGUCCCUCCCAGCGCCAACGCCCAUCAGCUGUUCAGAGGCUUCAGUUUUGUGGCAAUAACAGAAGAGGACACACAACCACUACCUAGCAAUAUUGUACAGCAGCUGCACAGAAGCACGUCUCAGUUUUCAGACGCCUACGAGAUAAAAGAGGACAUCGGUGUGGGCUCGUACUCCAUCUGCAAACGUGCCGUGCACAAAGGCACCGGCAUGGAGUACGCAGUGAAGAUCAUUAAUAAGGCGAAAAGAGACCCGACGGAGGAGGUGGAGAUCCUGCUGAGAUACGGUCAACAUCCCAACAUCAUCACACUCAAAGAUGUGUACGACGACGGCCGCUCGGUGUUCCUGGUGACGGAGCUGAUGAAAGGAGGCGAGCUGCUCGAUAAAAUCCUCCGGCAGAAGUUUUUCUCAGAGAGAGAAGCCAGCGCCGUCCUGUACACCAUCACCAAGACGCUCGAGUACCUGCAUGUGCAGGGGGUGGUGCACAGAGACCUGAAGCCCAGUAACAUCCUGUACGUGGACGAGAGCGGGAACGCCGAGUCCAUCAGGAUCUGCGACUUCGGAUUCGCCAAACAGCUGCGAGCGGAGAACGGUCUUCUGAUGACGCCGUGCUACACCGCAAACUUCGUCGCUCCUGAGGUUUUGAAGAAGCAGGGUUAUGAUGCAGCCUGUGACAUCUGGAGUCUGGGAGUCCUGCUCUACACCAUGCUAACAGGGUUCACGCCCUUUGCUAACGGUCCCGAGGACACGCCGGAGGAGAUUUUGGCUCGAAUCGGAAGCGGGAAGUUCUCCCUCACUGGAGGAUACUGGAACUCUGUCUCUGCUGAGGCUAAGGACCUGGUUUCUAAGAUGCUGCACGUGGACCCUCACCGACGGCUGACAGCGGGUCAGGUGCUGCGACACCCCUGGGUGACUCACCGGGACCAGCUGCCCAAAUACACCCUGAACAGACAGGACGCCCCACACCUGGUCAAGGGUGCGAUGGCAGCGACGUACUCGGCUCUGAACAGGAACGUCCCCCCGGUGCUGGAGCCGGUGGGCUGCUCCACCCUGGCCCAGAGGAGGGGGAUGAAGAAGAUCACCUCCACCGCUCUGUGA
Notothenia coriiceps (black rockcod) is the source of this 1506-nucleotide messenger RNA. RefSeq names its product ribosomal protein S6 kinase alpha-3. Gene Ontology annotation, molecular function: magnesium ion binding; protein serine/threonine kinase activity; ATP binding. The transcript has 14 exons. Bases 1 to 1506 code for a protein of 501 amino acids. The record is from RefSeq and is a predicted model, not a curated record. Lineage: Eukaryota; Metazoa; Chordata; Actinopteri; Perciformes; Nototheniidae. Gene Ontology annotation, biological process: protein phosphorylation; intracellular signal transduction.